Messenger RNA from Porites lobata, 6429 nucleotides. Lineage: Eukaryota; Metazoa; Cnidaria; Anthozoa; Scleractinia; Poritidae. The record is from the annotation of a GenBank genome assembly.
CGAGAACGUUGAAACGUCAUGUUUUAAAAUGUUUUUUAAAAUUUCUUAAAAUUUUUUUAAGCAAAGUGUUAUAGCAGUUUUUUUUAUAGUCAAAUGUUUUAAAAAUCGCUUCUUAUACUGUUUUAAUAGCCUUUUUAAUGAACUCCUGCUGAUCAUGAAAGCGUUGUGAAGCAGAUUAACAGUGUACAUUAGUUACCCUGUGGGCAGAAUCUCCUUCCUUAUCUAAAAAAUUUAAAGGUAGGGUAAAAAUUGAAUGAAUUGAAUGAAGAUUUUAUUUAGAUGUCGUUUUAGCUUGCUGAAGGCAAAAAAAUACAACCCAGUCUAUACUUGAAGGCCUGUAUUUUUGAUUGGUGACUGACCAUUGGUAAUCGAUUUCUCAGGACACCUUGAAAUUUGUUAAGUAGGAGUCAACAAAACCAGGAUCGAACCGGAUCAAAUCAUCCCAUGUAACUCACUAAAUGACAGAAGGAAAUAAGGGAUAGGGUCUGUAUAAAUGAUCCGAUCGAUGGCCCGCCUGGGCUCGAUUUCCGCUGGUUGUCUUUUAUUUCUCUUUCGAUGACUGUAAUACCCUGGAGAAUUUAGAGGCAAUGGUUAUGCAAAAAUUUAGGGGGUAAACAAGAUGAAUUAUAGCCUAUGUGAAACUGACGAAUAGUGAUCGUGGAAAGUGUACGUGGAAAGUAAAUUUUUGCCCUACUGUUUGAUCAUCCUUUUAGUUUAAACAUGCAGGAAAUGCCGAGAAAAAUCGAAGUUGGGGACCUGUCUGGUAAGACGCUUAACUACCUCUCCCACUCCUUGGACAAACCCACCCUAAACUCCUGGGAGGACCUAAUGCGAAGUCAAACCUUUCGCUCCAUAUACCUCCAUAUAACUGAUGCUCCCGAGAAAAUACGACUGAAAAGUCAGGGCCUCGUGCACCCAGCGGAGUCUUUACUACAAGACCUCGCAAAGCGAAAAACACCAUUGGAAGACCUGAUAUGUGGUUUAAGAGAAAUUGGCAACAAAGAGGCAAUUUCGAUCAUUGAACAUCGGGAGAAAUGGUUGGAAGGUAAGUUGUUCUCAUCGGUCGUCAUCGCUUAAUUCGGCAUGGGUUGAAACAUAUCUGUGGAAAUGUUUUGUUUUCGGAUUUUGAUAGAAUUUCUUCAUAAAGUAAAAGUCCGACCUUUACUCAAAAUAAAGAGUAACCUGCUCUUGGCGCUAAAAUAGAAGUACAUGUCGACGUACCAAGAAAGAACUAAAAGAAUAUAAAAUAUAGCUGAAAUAAAUUUAGUUUCUGAAAAUAGGGAACCUGAAAUAAAUAGCUCCGCUCUUUCUACAAAGGCAGCUUGGUUUAUAGGUUGUAUCAGUUUUUACAGGCCCGAGCUUUUCUCCUCAUCCAGCCAUGUAAAAGACCAACUGGCAAUUUAAUGUAUUGUUCCAAAAUCUUUGUGCGAUACAUGUAUGUCUAUAGUAAUGCCCAAUCCUCGAUUGUGUCUAUAACGCGUACGGAAGGAUAUUAAGUGCAACUGUCCUUUUUUAAGUUAUUUUAACUUACAGUCUUACAGUCCAGUUUCUUGUUGAGGGUCUCCAACUGGGUCUCGAUUAGGUUUGAUUUCUGCAGCUCUUUCUGCCCUCCCCGAGAAGAGACGAGUCUGUUUUCGUGAGGAGUGCGGGCUUAUUUUUCGAACAGCGACUGGUAAUCAAGCCUAAAUCCUGACCAGUUCGAGAAGAAAGUAUGCAACUUGCGUCAUGUUAACUGAAUGAAAAUGAUUUAUUUUAUUAACUGAAUAAAGCCAACUUUACCUUCUGGAAAUUCGUUCUCUUUCCGAAUUCCGCAGCCCUGUUCCCUUUCUCCAUCCAAAUCAAUCUCCAAUUCCGACCAAUUAAGGUAAUUCCCAGACACUGAGCCGAAACCCUUAUCGGAGACCCUCUUUAAUGUCAUUCCUAGAAAAGAUGAGCAAUAGCUUCAGCCCCCAAGACUCUGGUGGACGACCGCCUCCUUCACUCUCCAUACCGCGACAACCAGAAGAGGUAUUUGCUAUUCUGCCAGUCUACCCACUUUGGCUGUUUUGUUGUUCCAACAACAGAAAUAUAUGAAAUGAAUAUUACUAUGUUUGAAAUAAAUUUUGUAACAUAAUUAAUCUUUCAUUAUGCUCUAUAGAUAUUGGAUAGCUUAUAAGGUCAUGGUAUGAUAUGAUUAAGUGGUGCAUGCGACUGUACGUGCGAGUAAUAUAGAAGAAAAGUGAUGACGUCACAAAAACUAAAUUUGUGUUGUGAAAUCAAGGGAUGGCUUGGCUUACCCGGGGAGAAGACGAUAAAAUAUGUUCACUUGCCAAAAGUGAGCCUGUUCAUCUUCAAAUUGGUGCGAGCAAGCGUCUCCUCUCGUUUGCCUCUCACACGUGUACUUUUCACGUGUACUUUUCACGUAAAUGGAGGGCUUGCUGGCAGAUUAAGUACUUUUCUGCUCAAAUACGAUCCAGACCUAUCUUAUAAGGAUUUAUAAGGAGUCAUCAGAGCAUAAUAGUACUUAUAUCUCCCCGCCAAUUUGCAAUAACAGACUCAUUUUUAUCCUGUUCCAGGGUCCAAGAUAGUUGUGUCAGCGGAAUUGAGAAAGCAUGAACACGAAAACAAAACAGUAGGAAACUGGGAAAAGGAAGGGUGGCUUCCUUUGAUCAUUAUACGUUUCUGGGAAACUGCCCACCUACCCCUCGCCUACGCCAUGGCCAACAUUUUGCCCUAAGUAAAAAAUAAGUGUUAAUUUUGGCUUAAGGGAGGGGUAGGUGAUCAGUUUCCCAGAAACGUUUAAUGAUCUUUUUUCCCACUCCCGCCUCCUUUUUCCAGAUCACGCUCUCAUGUUUUCUUGUCCCUUUCACUUACACGUCAUCCAUCCCUGAGCUAGCCUGGAACUAGCUAGCUCAUUUUUGACAAGUGAACAUAUUUCAUCAUGUUCUUUAUUUCUUUAAUUCUUUUCUAUCCCAAAAUUUCACAAAUUUGAAUUUUCGUUACGUCACACUUCUCUUCUUAUUUUUGAAUAGUGGUUAUAAGUAAUUUAGUUUUACUCUUAAAACUAGUAAUUGCAAGCUAUAUGUUAUUCUCAUGUUGAAGGUGGUUUCUAACUAACUAACUGUAUUUGUGGUAGUACACUGGAGUGCUUUGACGACUGGCGAUGCGGUCAUAUGUUUCGCCUUGUGCCUGUUUUCAGGCACAAGGCGAAACAUAUUACCUUUUUCUGCCAAUAAAUCACUGUGAAUAUGGAUCAACCCAUCAUUACACUUAGAUCUGGACUAGGUUAAGACGGAUGGAACGUGAUUUUUCGCGAUUUAGUGUAAGAAACGUAUUUUUUUUUAUGAUUUUGGAGGGGCCGACUGUUCGAUAUUUCAAUCAUAUCACUAUAUGUCUAGCUAUCAUUGUUCUUAGAAAUGGACUAGUUUUAGGCAAGGAACAAGAAAUUAAUAUAGGGAACGUAUUUUCAUGUUUCUUCGAGUAGCUAUAGUACUCGAUAUUUUAUUGAUCAAUCAAGACGUCGAUAGUGGGGAAGGGGGAGGAGAAACGGUGCAAAGUUGAGGUCGAGGGUGGUUGGGCGAAGCGGUUUGUAGUUUAGGUUCCGAUAAAACCUGUUGUAUUUUAAAUGAUAUUACGACUUAGGGUCUUUAUGAUAAUGGUGAUGGGUGACAUACAGGCGAGAAAGUAAUAGUCAAUUAGCAGUAGUCAAUUAUCACAAUUUAAAGAAAAACGCGAUGUAUCAGUCAAGUCGAUAAAUUCCUAUUCACCGUGUGCACAAUCACCAAACAUUGCAUUGAUGUCAGAGUAGCUCCGUACGGCUGAGGUGAGAGUCGGUUAACGCGAAACGAGACUUGCUACGCGCCCAGAGGCAAGCAACCCAAACGCCAAGGGCUGUUUUUCCUACUCCUCCCAAUCGAAUAUCUCUGUUAUUAAGUGAGGUGGUUACGGUAAUUCAGUCAAACUUAAGACAAGCAGCUUUGGCUAGCCCCUCAAAGUACGCCUGCAUUUACAUGUAUUCAGGCUAUGGGUAAACGAAAGUGAAUCGAUACGGCUACUUUAACUAGUCAUCGAGAUAGUAUGAGAUUUUAGUGCAUUUUGCACUAUAAGAAUGAGUCAUUUAGGUAAAGUAAGCAAGAAAAAGUGAGCAUGAUAAAAAGCGAGAUAAGAUGUUCUAUCAAAAAAAGUACAGAAGUUCGAACGGAACCGCUAUAAAAAUCAAGAAAAGGCAAAUGCCCUCAGACUGUAACUAUCAAAAAAAGAAAAAUCAACUCAGGGGCCCAAAUGAACUCAUCAACUCCCUCUUGUUGAUUUGUACAAAGUCUAUCCAAAUGUGCGUUGAAAAUGGUACGAAAUACCGGACGUUUCGAGGUUGCUCCCUCUUCCUCAGUGGUUUAAUUUGUCUGCGUUUAUUGUGACUGGCCAAUUGAAACUACUUUGGUUUUGUUUUGGCGACAGUCAAUUCUGAUCGCUAAGAGUAUAUUUGCCAGAAUCUGAUAUACGCACUGGUUAAUCCUUACAUUUAUAAACAAAGGAAGGGUCCAAAUUUCUGUAAUUUAAAGAAAAGGGGCUUCACAAAUUAGUUAAAUAUCUGUUAGUUAGACUAGUUCGUGUCAGUUUAUCUAAUUUUUAGUUAUUUAUUUAUUAAAAUCACUCUCGACAAUUUAAUAGUCAUCCUUUAUAAAGUAAUAAAGAAAGUACGCACCCUCUGAUUUCUGAUGGGUCGAGGGUCGUGUUUGUCGUGUUUGCAUGAGAGUAUGUAAACGUGGUUGUGAGGUCAAGAUGUUUUGCUUUCGCGCGCUAAUCACGUAAGAACGAAUUUGAACAUUCUCAUCCCCAGAGCCACUAGGCUCACUUUGCAACCGAACAGCGACAACCAGAGACCAAAAGAAACAAAGGGCUUUGGUGACGAGAAUGGAAUUUGAAAAAGAUUUUAAGAUGAAAACUCGACAAGUUUACUUUAUUUAACCAAUUACUCGUUGGCCAACACUCGAAAAAUCGUAACAAACAUGCUGCGUCAGUUUUUUUUGCUCAAGCUGACAAUUUAAGCAAGAAAAAUCCAUAUUUUGGAAAGCAUCUUUUUCGCAAAACAAGAACAUUGUCCUCAACCCCUUGAGGGGUUGAGAGAAUUCUUGAUCGUUAUGUAAUCCUCGACGUCGUCUCGGGUUUGCUUAACCGUGUCGAAUUUCUCCUUUCCUCUCACGGAAACGUUUACUAUUGCUUAGGCCCUGUUCGCAAAACGACAAAAACUAGAGUUUGUCGUUUGCAAAAAUGAAGUUUGAAAAUGUUGUAGUUUAUACCAAUUUUUCUUUUUUUGCACCUGACGCCCGCACGUUUUCAUGUAACCAAAAACGUCAUUAAAUAAAGGAACUUUAAUUGGUCACGUUAGCUCGAAAUAACAUGAUUCGACGAGAGAUAGCUGUCAAGGAACAAAGGAUUUUGUGGACAAUCAAAAAAUUUGUGGGACUCCAAACUUUCUCGACGGCAUUUCUGAAGUUUGGUUACACCUGAGAAAAUUGGUAGGCGAAAAAAAUCGUUCGCACUAAAAAAGAGGGUCUGAAAUGGUUUGCGUACUGCGAACAGGGCGUUAAAUAAUGUCUUUGUCGCUAAAGCGAGGUUAGUUGAUUAUUGGAAAGAUUAAGAGUCACGUUUACGACAAACGGCAAACGUCAGAUUCAAGUUGAGAAUUUCUCAGAAUAGAAAAUAAGCAGAUAAAAACUAUUCAGAACAAUUCUUAUAUGGGUAAAACUGGCAUGAAACUGCUUAUUUUUUGGUAGAAGUAAUAAACAGUAAACGACAAUUAAGGAGUAAUCCUCGUCACGUGGUACAAAUUCACGUUUUCUGUUUCGCGUAAACGUGACUCUUAAUCUCUCUAUUUUCUUUCUUUUUCUCUUCAGAACUGCUCUUCGGCUUCGUUGUCAUAUGCCAGAUGUGCCUCUUCAGUAAAGACACAAGGCGAAACAUAUCCUAUUCAGGAAUCUGCAGGAUUCAAGGAAGACCGUCCUUGCAAUCCGGAUCGACUCCAACAAUACAUGGGAAUGAUCUUCAACUAUUUCUUCCCUUGCUUUGAAUUGUUGGGCCGCCCAAAAUAAUACAGUAAUAUUUAGGCCAAUGGCAAAAGUGCCCUGUCGACAUUUUACAUUGGUGACUUAAGGCAAUAUUAAGGAAUAGACGUCAAUACAAGUGUUAAUUUCAAAAUCAUCAUGAUUUUAAAAUUAGUUAUGGGUUAAACUUACACCGAUAGUUAACUUUUAUGCGUUCUUUUAAAGUGUUUUAACAGGAAUACCCAACGACUAUUUUUUUUUAAAUUAGUGUAGAUUGUGUCAAAUUUAAUGUGUAACGAGCUAAGAAAGGAGCUCAGAUAUCCUGGCCUCACGUCUUAAGCUUUGUAAAGUAAGGAAUGAAUAGGUGAUCGCUCUAGAAGACAGAUUGAAAAUAGAUCAAAAAGGUGAA